Molecule: messenger RNA, 2637 nt
Organism: Cornus florida
Lineage: Eukaryota; Viridiplantae; Streptophyta; Magnoliopsida; Cornales; Cornaceae
Product: NAD(P)H-quinone oxidoreductase chain 4, chloroplastic
Exons: 1
Coding region: 117-1517 (466 amino acids)
Biological process (GO): ATP synthesis coupled electron transport; electron transport coupled proton transport; aerobic respiration
Molecular function (GO): ubiquinone binding; NADH dehydrogenase (ubiquinone) activity
Source: RefSeq, a predicted model, not a curated record
GUCUAGCUUAUUGAUACGUUCCAUAAAACUCCACUUGAAUCCAUUUGAUUUUUUUUUACCGACAAAAACCCGUACUCGAAAAUAAAAUAUUUUGAGUACGGGUUUUUCUGGUCCAAAUGUAUCUUGUCAUUACCACGAAUGAUUUUCCUUGGUUAACAAUAAUUGUAGUUUUGCCAAUAGCCGCGGGUUCUUUAAUUUUCUUUCUUCCCCAUAGAGGAAAUAGGGUAAUUAAGUGGUAUACUAUUUGUAUAUGUAUAUUAGAGCUCCUUCUAACAACCUAUGCAUUCUGUUAUCAUUUCCAAUCAGACGAUCCAUUAAUCCAACUAGUGGAGGAUUAUAAAUGGAUCGAUUUUUUUGAUUUCCACUGGCGAUUGGGAAUAGAUGGACUUUCUAUAGGACCCAUUUUACUGACAGGAUUCAUUACUACUUUAGCUACUUUAGCGGCUUGGCCAGUUACUCGGGAUUCUCGAUUAUUCCAUUUCCUGAUGUUAGCAAUGUACAGCGGUCAAAUAGGAUCAUUUUCUUCUCGGGACCUUUUGCUUUUUUUUAUCAUGUGGGAGUUAGAAUUAAUUCCCGUUUAUCUACUUUUAUCCAUGUGGGGAGGAAAAAAGCGUCUCUAUUCAGCUACAAAAUUUAUUUUGUACACUGCGGGGGGUUCCAUUUUUCUCUUAAUGGGAGUUCUGGGUGUCGGUUUAUAUGGUUCUAAUGAACCAACAUUAAAUUUUGAAACAUCGGCUAAUCAAUCGUAUCCUGUGGUAUUGGAAAUAAUAUUCUAUAUUGGGUUUUUUAUUGCGUUUGCUGUCAAAUCACCGAUUAUACCCCUACAUACAUGGUUACCAGAUACCCAUGGAGAAGCACAUUACAGUACCUGUAUGCUUCUAGCUGGAAUCUUAUUAAAAAUGGGAGCAUAUGGAUUGGUUCGGAUCAAUAUGGAAUUAUUACCGCACGCUCAUUCUAUAUUUUCUCCUUGGUUUAUCAUAGUAGGUACAACGCAAAUAAUCUACGCAGCUUCAACAUCCCUUGGCCAACGUAAUUUAAAAAAAAGAAUAGCCUAUUCUUCUGUAUCUCAUAUGGGUUUCAUAAUUAUAGGAAUAGGCUCUAUAACCGAUACGGGACUCAAUGGAGCCAUUUUACAAAUAAUCUCUCAUGGAUUUAUUGGUGCCGCGCUUUUUUUCUUGGCAGGAACGAGUUAUGAUAGAAUACGUCUUGCUUAUCUCGACGAAAUGGGCGGAAUAGCUAUCCUAAUGCCAAAAAUAUUCACAAUGUUCAGUAGCUUUUCGAUGGCUUCUCUUGCAUUACCGGGCAUGAGUGGUUUUGUUGCAGAAUUGAUAGUAUUUUUUGGAAUAAUUACCAGCCAAAAGUCUCUUUUAAUGACAAAAAUACUAAUUACUUUUGUAAUGGCAAUUGGGAUGAUAUUAACUCCUAUUUAUUCAUUAUCUAUGUCACGUCAGAUGUUCUAUGGAUACAAGCUAUUUAAUGCUCCAAACUCUUAUUUUUUUGAUUCUGGACGAUCGUAGGCUCACUCCUCUCGUUCAAGCGCAUACGAGCCAAGUAGUCAACUCGUCAUCCUUAACCUUCAUUGAUCAUAGGCGAAACGAAGUGAGAAUGAUGUGACAUAUGAAUCCUCUUCCAAUACGUGUGAGUCGGAGUAGGUAUCCGUGUAUCUUCUAUCGGGAAGGUCACAACCAGGGAACUUCAGAGAACAGAUAAGCAAGGCGAGUGCCCUCGACGAGAAUUCACACCCUGCUUGCAUUAUCGCUAAUCCAAAUUCUGCCUCCAUUUCUGGAGCAUAGACUAGUCCCCUCCCUGUCAGUCGUCGUCUGCUUGACCUGGUCCCCCUCAUUGGAACCUAACCUAAUUCUGCCAAUUCCUUCCAGCCUUACUCAACUCAAAUAGGGGGUUGGGGCUCGGGUCAUGCGACGGAUGCAAAAGCUGGACUUUUUAAAGCAAAAAAUACAAGAUUUCAUAGAAGAAAAUCAACGUGGCGGAUGAACAGGAAGCUCCUAAGAACCCCAACGAGAAAAUGGGAGUUUUUAAGAGCUCGCUCCCUAGUCACGCUCCGGGCUCAACAUGCUGGGCCGAGGAAGCCUGCGGCUCCCAACAUCUCCCUACCAUCACUACAAUUAAUGCUAUUAAUGCGAUCUCUGGCUUUGUGAGGAAGAUCCCUCCCACUGGAUCAUCAUGACUCCUAUGUUCCGGCUUCCAAAGUCGACCCUAAGGGAAGAAUAAUUUGGAAAAGGGAUAACAAGAAGAACCUAGAAAGGAAAAGUUCCACCGAAAGAAAAAGAGUCAAUGCCGCUCAAAGGAUAAAUGCUGCCGGAAGAAGAGGAAAUAAGACUCGAGUUUCUGGAAAUCUUUCAAGAGGUAAUUCCAUGGGAAGAGAAAAAUGAAGAAAAAGAUCGAAAAGAGAAAAAAAAGAUUCAGAUUGAAUGGAUUUAUCCAGAACCCGCCGCCGUCGCACGAACCCUUUAUGAUUAUGAUGGCCGCCUCUGGGUGGAUUGUGGUGCUCCCAUUCCUUUAGCUUUCGGCUUCAGUAAAAACUCUUCCCCUUCGUUUUUAUAGAUAUUGAGUUUGUAUGGUAACUCAACUUUGAGUGGAAAAACACUGAUUUUCUGUCAAAGAAGCAUGCUUAACACA